AUGGCAUCUAAGAAAUCAGAGAAACAAUUCAUGUUAUCAGAGAAUGAAUUUAAUCAAAUGGCUUAUGAUAAUACAGCAUUAAUGAAUCCACAAUAUAUUGAUGAUAUAGAUUAUAAAAGUGAAAUUCAACCAAUGAAUUCUCAACAAACAAAAUCAAAUCAAUUCAUAAAUAAUGCUGAUUCAGAUCGUUAUAGUUGUUGGAGUCGUUUUACACACUGUAUUCGGAGUGCAUGGGCAACAAGAUUAACUGAGGAUACAAUGGAUAAUAGAGAAUUAUAUAUACAUACAACAUUGAGAGAAUUAGUGAUUUAUAUAUUUUUCCUUAUUACACUAAUGAUUGUUGCUUACGGACCAUUCAAUUCAAAUACUUAUUUAUUGACAAGCAGUAUGAACACUAUGUUUCUUCAAGCUCAAGUAACCAAUGGAACAGAUUCAUUAAGUACUGCUAGUUCACUUGAUGUUUUAUGGUCGGUAAUACAAGGUCCUAUUAUGAAUAAUUGGUAUAGUAAUACAUGGUAUAAUACGCAACCAUUUGCAACGGCAAAUAACUUAACCCUAUUAUAUCAGAAUCGUUUAAUUGGUGUGCCACGUUUAAGACAGCUACGUAUGCCAUCGAAUUCAUGUAUGAUUCCAGUUUAUUUCGCUGAUGAUAUCAAAGAAUGUUAUGGACAAUAUCAAGAAGCGAAUGAAGAUAAAAAACCAUUUGGUUUAAAAAAUGGUACAGCUUGGACAUAUACAUCAUCUGAUCAAUUAGGCAUGUAUUCAUAUUGGGGUUCAGUUAGUUCUUAUGGAGGUGGAGGUUAUUAUGAAGAUUUAUCACGUGAUCAAACUGAAGCAGCAAGUCAACUUGAUAGAUUAUUUCAAAAUUUAUGGUUAGAUAGAGGAACUCGAGUUCUAUUUAUACAUUUUACAACGUAUAAUCCAAAUAUGAAUUUAUUUUCUGUUGUUGAGAUUGUUGUUGAAGUUCCUGCAUCAGGAAGUCUCGUCCUCAAUAGUGAUUUUAGAUCAGUUAAACUCUUGCGUUAUGUAACUCCAUUUGAUUAUUUUGUAUUAGUAUGUGAAUGUGCAUUCUUAUUAUUUAUCGCUUAUUAUAUAGUUGAAGAAAUUAUGGAAAUAAAGAAACAAGGAUGGAUUUAUUUUGUAUCUGUAUGGAAUUCAUUAGAUAUUAUUAUUAUUCUUAUUAGUAUUGUAUGUGCAGCAUUCAAUAUUUAUCGUACAAUAAUUGUAAUCAAUUUACUUGAAAGUAUAUUACAUAAUCCAAAUGAAUUUGCUAAUUUUCAAAUGUUAAGUAUAUGGCAAGUGAAUUUCAAUUUUGCUAUCUCUAUUACUGUAUUUCUAGCUUGGGUUAAAUUGUUUAAAUACAUCAGUUUCAAUAAAACAAUGACACAAUUAAGUUCAACACUUGGUAGUUGUGCAAAAGAUUUAGCUGGUUUCGCUAUCAUGUUCUUUAUUGUAUUCUUUUCAUUUGCACAACUUGGUUAUUUAGCAUUCGGUACACAAGCAAAAGAUUUCAGUUCAUUUAUUACAGUUGUUUAUACCCUAUUUCGUAUUAUAUUGGGUGAUUUUGAUUUUAAUGCAUUGGAAACAGCAAAUCGAGUGUUUGGUCCAAUUUAUUUUAUUGUUUAUGUAUUCUUUGUAUUUUUUGUACUUAUUAAUAUGUUUAUUGCAAUUAUCAAUGAAACUUAUUCAUCAGUUAAAUCAGAUUUAGAAAAACAACCAAAUGAAUUUGAAAUGAAAGAUUUUCUUAAAGAUAGAAUGAGAAAUAUGCUAGAAAAAUUAAAAAUUAAAAAGAAACGAAUUGAAAAUAUACAAAAUGCAAUGGAAUUGGCUGAUUUUAAUAAAGAUGGUAAAUUAGAAUAUACUGAAUUGUGGAAACAUUUGAAAACCAAAGGUUUUACUGAUGAAGAAAUAAAAAUGGUAUUUGAAAAUUUCGAUGAAAAUAAAGAUAACAUUUUAUCACAUACGGAACAGUUGAAAUUAAAAGCUUCACUAGAAGAACAAAAGAUUGCUUUAGUCAGUGAAUUAGCUAAAGAAGAACGCUUAAAUUUAGACGCGAAACAACCUGGAACAAGUCAGUCAAAAAUAGCACCGACUACACAAAUUAAAAUUGAUAUAAAACAAGUUGAAUUUAUGCAAUUAUACAAUCGUGUUAAUCGUAUUGAAAAUGGUAUGGGUCAAGUUAUUGGACAUAUUGAAGAUGUGUUAAAAUCUUUAGCAACAUUGGAAAAGAUCAAAGUUAUACGCCGUGAAACAAUGACACAAUUUUUACAAACUAUUAUUUCAACUAGUCCACAAGACAGAGGUGAUCGAUUGGAUGAUAUUAUUCAAGCUGGUUUAGACGACAUGACUAGUACGGUUGAUCUACAACAUGAGUGAUAUCUCAUAGUUAUUUAAUUGGUAAAUGGAUUAUCUAUUUUACACCUUCGUUGGUAAUCAAAUUGAAUUAUGAUCACUUUAGAAGGAAGUUUUCAUCAUAGUUGUAUACUUAUAUUACACUCGAAUAGUUCUAUUACAUCAUUUGAUAGAUUACUUUAUUAUACUACUGAAUACAAAACAAAAAAGUAAACUAUAGAUGUUACUAAUGUGAUACACUUUAAACCUUCUUUCUUUUCAAUCACAUUUUUACGUAACAUGAAAUCGAUUAUUUAUUUUUAAAGUUUCUAAAUGACACUUUGUCUUAAACAUCAUUUACAUGGCUCAUUUUAUUAGUUACAUAUUCAGCAAUCAAUAAAUGUUCAAUGUUUAGUAACAUAGGUGAAUGUUGUAUAUUAAAGUGUAAUUCCCCUUUCUUUUCUUUUUUCUUUUCAUUUGCUGUUGUUGACGAAGAUUUCAUUUUAAUCAUUUAAGCUACAUUUCGAUUUGGUCUUAGUAUACAAUUCAUGAUGCUUGCUCAAUUAGUUUUAUGGAGUUAAAGGGGAGAGAGAGAGGGGGGAAUAUUUAACAAUGCUAACUAGAUACAGUGAACUUAUUUAGCAUUGAACACUUAUUGAGCCCUUGUGUUGUUGUUCUGUUUUCGUUUGUUUGUUUUUUUUGCAACAUUCAGUUAUAUUACCUUCAACAUAUUGACACACACGUACGCACACAAAGGCAUAGCAACCAGAAACAAACAAAUCAUCGAUUUAAUAUUUUAUUGUACCGUUUAAAAAAACAAGAGAAAAAAAAACGAGACAUUUUUAUUUUUACAGAGUAUGUUUUUUGUGUUUUCUUUAAUAAUAAAGAUGAAAUCUGUUAUUUGUUUAUGGUUACAUAACAGGAAAUGAUAAUCAUUCAUUAUGUAAUUCAUGUGUG
This is a messenger RNA of Schistosoma guineensis, 3288 nucleotides long. The record is from the annotation of a GenBank genome assembly. Lineage: Eukaryota; Metazoa; Platyhelminthes; Trematoda; Strigeidida; Schistosomatidae.